This is a messenger RNA of Vitis vinifera (wine grape), 1883 nucleotides long. RefSeq lists its product as uncharacterized. Gene Ontology annotation, biological process: protein import into nucleus; ribosomal subunit export from nucleus. Gene Ontology annotation, cellular component: cytoplasm; nucleus. Gene Ontology annotation, molecular function: GTPase activity; GTP binding. The coding region runs from base 131 to 1660 and encodes 509 amino acids. The transcript is spliced from 16 exons. Lineage: Eukaryota; Viridiplantae; Streptophyta; Magnoliopsida; Vitales; Vitaceae. The record is from RefSeq and is a predicted model, not a curated record.
GGAGAGAGUCGCGUUAGGUUGAAGCUACCUGAGAGACGCUAAAACCCUCUUAUAGAAACCCUCGCGUUCGUGUUUGUCUCCCUCUUUCUCCUCACACUCUCUCUGCGGACGCAUUUUCACAGGGGUAAAUAUGGCUUUGCCUAAUCAGCAGACUGUUGACUACCCAAGUUUCAAGCUUGUAAUCGUCGGGGAUGGUGGAACAGGAAAAACAACAUUUGUUAAAAGACAUCUUACAGGCGAGUUUGAGAAAAAAUAUGAACCAACCAUUGGUGUGGAAGUUCAUCCGCUGGAUUUCUUCACAAACUGUGGUAAGAUUAGAUUCUAUUGCUGGGACACUGCUGGGCAGGAGAAGUUUGGUGGUCUUAGAGAUGGAUAUUACAUCCAUGGGCAAUGUGCCAUUAUCAUGUUUGAUGUUACUGCUCGCUUGACAUACAAGAAUGUUCCAACAUGGCACCGUGAUCUUUGCCGGGUUUGUGAAAAUAUCCCCAUUGUGCUUUGUGGUAACAAGGUUGAUGUCAAGAACAGGCAGGUGAAGGCAAAGCAGGUUACUUUCCACCGGAAGAAGAAUUUGCAGUAUUAUGAGAUAUCAGCUAAGAGCAAUUAUAAUUUUGAGAAGCCUUUUCUCUACCUCGCCAGGAAACUUGCUGGGGAUCCUAAUUUGCAUUUUGUCGAGUCUCCUGCUCUAGCUCCUCCGGAAGUUCACAUCGACUUGGCUGCACAGCAACAGCAUGAGGCUGAACUUGCUGCAGCUGCUAGUCAACCCCUUCCAGAUGACGAUGAUGAUGCGUUUGAAUAUAGAAGCGCCGGUUUAAAGCGGGAUCUAAUCCAACGGUUGAGAGAAAUAGCGUCCAUCAAAGGCUAUAAUGAAAACACGCGGCGCCUACUUAUAUAUAUACGGCUAAAACUCCUACUACCACCGCAUUCAAAACUCAAACCUUCUUUCCAAAGCGCUCCUUGGCGGCUUCCAUACGAGAAACUCACGCUCACCCUCCAGAUGGCGCUUCCAAAUCAGCAAACUGUGGAUUACCCUAGCUUCAAGCUCGUGAUUGUCGGUGAUGGCGGAACAGGAAAGACUACAUUUGUGAAACGGCAUCUCACUGGAGAGUUUGAGAAGAAAUAUGAGCCAACCAUUGGUGUGGAAGUUCACCCAUUGGACUUCUUCACAAACUGUGGAAAGAUCAGGUUCUAUUGCUGGGAUACAGCUGGGCAGGAAAAAUUCGGUGGGCUCAGAGAUGGAUACUAUAUUCAUGGACAGUGUGCCAUCAUCAUGUUUGAUGUCACUGCUCGUCUGACAUACAAAAAUGUUCCAACAUGGCAUCGGGAUCUCUGCAGGGUGUGCGAGAAUAUUCCAAUUGUUUUAUGUGGAAACAAGGUGGAUGUGAAAAAUAGGCAGGUCAAAGCAAAGCAGGUUACUUUCCACAGGAAAAAGAAUCUCCAGUACUAUGAAAUUUCUGCAAAGAGCAAUUAUAACUUUGAGAAGCCCUUCUUGUACCUUGCUCGAAAACUUGCAGGAGAUGUCAAUCUCCACUUUGUUGAGUCACCUGCUCUUGCUCCUCCUGAAGUUCAAAUUGAUAUGGCUGCACAAGCUCACCAUGAAGCAGAGUUGGCAGCAGCCGCAGCACAACCACUUCCUGAUGAUGAUGAUGACACGUUUGAGUAGUGGGGAUUUGGCCGCCCAAGCUUGUGUUUGCUUGUCUCGCCAAACAAAAAUGAGAGAAACUGUUGCGAUGUUUGCUAUUAUUGCCCAUCAACAUGUUUUGGUUGAGAAUUUGUUCCUGCAAUGUGCCUCAGUUUUCCAGUUGAAAUCGAAGGGUGGGGGGUUGUACUAUGAUGAGAUUCAAUGUCCAGCUUCUUCAUUUAGAUAUCUAGAAUCUUGUUUUUCA